AUGUCAGCUUCACUAGCCCAAGUUAUACUGUUGGUAGCGAAAAAAGAUCAAAUGUUCAAACGUAUUUCAGUUGCUUCGACAGCCCUUGUCAUUUACGACUAUCUGCUGAACCUUGAUCUUGAGGUGGAGUUGAUAUGGCUCAGAAAGUUCUCGUCAACGACAGUGGUUUACAUUAUUCUGCGAUACCUUGGUCUUGCUAUUGCAAUUGCAUGGCUCCUUGGGAACUUACUGAUAUUCUCGGAUCAUCUGUCGGGAUCUGCGACUCCCACGCCCUUGACUUUAGCUCAGCAUGAGACAUUCAAGCUGUGUCAGUAUUUGAGCGCAUUUUUCGGUACAUUGGGGCCCGAUAUUAUCGUGUUCUGCGUACAAGGGAUGAUGACUGCCCGGGUGUACAUCCUACUUGGAAAACCGCGAAAAACACUCCUUAUACUACUCAGUUGCUUCACAAUUUGUCAAGGUUUUACCUUUUGUGUUACCAUUCGCAAUGUGGGAGAAUAUUUCGGGAACCUUCGUAAGCACACACAUGCUUACUGCGCACUUGGGAGUCUUCCAUGUGCUCCGGUAUCAGUAGUAAAGCUAACAAGCUAUUUGGCAUACGAGUUCAUCCUUGGUUCAUUUGCCCUGGCAUACGCAUCAAGACAACUGCCUUAUUCAAGUUCAUUGUGGAUCAACCCGGCCCGCUCAGUCAAUGCUUUGAUGUGGGUUAUCUGCCGCGAUCAUCUGGCCUAUAUAUUUGGAUUCUUCUUCGUCAUACUUCUCACCAUUAUCAGUCACUGUCUCAAACUGAAUUUUGUGAUAUCUGGCAUGGAGAAGGUACCCCAGAUACUUCUAUUCGCCGUAAUUGGUCCGUGGAUGAUCAUUAGCCUCCGAAGAAGCUACGAGAGAAAUCUGGAUGAGAUGGCGAUGGAUAAUAACGGGCUCACCGUUAUAGUUUUUGCGAGCGUUACGGAUGCAGGACAAAGUGCACAACACCAAAGCGCUCAAUGAAACGAAGUGGGUGAUUAGUUGUCGUAGCACGGCUCGAACCUGCCUAACGGACAAGGGAUAAUAUAAGUGACAUCAGUUGAAGUAGAGCUAUAGGCUGGCUCGACGUAUUCUUGUUUUCUUGUUAAUUUU
Messenger RNA from Coniophora puteana RWD-64-598 SS2, 1116 nucleotides. RefSeq lists its product as uncharacterized. Bases 1 to 987 code for a protein of 328 amino acids. The transcript is spliced from 13 exons. The record is from RefSeq and is a predicted model, not a curated record. Lineage: Eukaryota; Fungi; Basidiomycota; Agaricomycetes; Boletales; Coniophoraceae.